UGUGUUCCUAAAAUGACAGGGUUUGAUACAAUUUUCGCCGUUAGUUGGUACUUAUUACUUACGUUAGAAGCAAUUUCGUGCACGGAUACUCCACCAGUGGAAACAACUCUUGGAAAGAUUGUUGGAGAAAGAGUUGAUGCAGAUACUGGUAAUGUUUCAGGCAUAGUGGACCGCUUUCGUGGGAUACCAUACGUGAAACCACCUGUGGGACGACUUAGGUUCGCCAAUCCCGAGCCACAUUCCGGCUGGGGGGAUACAGUGAGAGAGGCCAAACAAUUCGGUCCACACUGUCCUCAGCCCGACAGCAGGCUUCUACCGUACGUUCAUCUGGGUCAGACAAUCACCGACAUCAGACGGGACGAAGAUUGCCUGUUUUUGAACGUGUACGUGCCACGCGGUGUGGACGUUUUAAGGAAGACUAAUGCGUCUCUCGCCAUCAUCAUAUUCAUCCACGGAGGCAGAUUUUCAGCGGGAUCUUCUGCCACGUACAAUGGGGAUAUCCUCGCACUCGAGGGUGACGUUAUUGUGGUCAGUUUUAACUACAGGCUGGGGUUUCUGGGCUUCUUCAGUACGGGGACUGACGAGGCAAAAGGCAACUACGGUCUCCACGACCAGCACUGGGCUAUUAAAUGGGUACGGGAGAAUGCUGAGGCAUUUGGCGGAGACCCCAAUCGCAUAACUCUAAUCGGAGGCUCGGCAGGAGGAGCGUCGGUGGAUUUCCAGUUGGUUUCUCCCCUGAAUCGAGGUUUGGUGCAGGGAGGGAUAUCAGCAAGUGGGUCAUCGUUGGUCUCUUGGAGUCUAGCAGAAUCUAUGAAUAUCAGUAUAGAGUAUGCAAAAAGAGUGGGAUGUGGAAUGGCGAAUCCGAGGGCAAGGCUUCGCUGCCUUCGCGGUAAGAAUGUGAACGAUUUGGUGAAUAUUCCGGAACAAGGAAUUCGGGAAUCGACAAAUUGGCGACCAGUCAUAGACGGGAUAUUCCUCCCAAAGCAUCCACGAGAUCUCUUGAGAGAAAACGUGACAUCCGGGCUACGAUACAUGGUGGGCUCCACCUCCCAUGACGGAAGCAUCUACUCCCUUCCCUUUGCGGGAAAUCCCCCCACAGUCGCUACACAACGGUCCCUGCUUCAAGCCUAUUCUACGCUAGCGUUUGACUUUAGCACGGAAAGCGCGCCGAAUGCCGUGGCCAGGGCGUCGCUUCACGAGUACGGUCUAAUGGCAGACCCCAUGGAUCCAGCAGCGCUCCUUAUCCGGGCGACACAGCUGACCACGGACCUUCUCUUCGGCAUGCCGGCAGAGGAGUCGGCGAGACUGAACGAGGCGGGAGGUGCCACGACGUACAAAUACAUGCUUUCAGUUCGUCUUGGCUACCCGUCUUCUUACUUUCCGAAGGUGCCCUUUGUACGUGCCGAACAUUUUGAUUCUGCUGUUCUUUAUUAUGGAGUGUUUGAGGAACACCCAGGAGUGUACAAUUUGACGGCGCAGGAGUUGGAGCUUUCUAGGGCUGUCAGGAGAUAUAUUGCUAACUUUGCAAAGAACGGUGACCCAAAUGUUGGUGACCCGGUCAGCGUCCAGUGGCCGGAAUACACAGCGUCUUCCAGACAAUUCAUCAACCUGGACACGCCCAUCACCGUCGAAACAUUCGACAGGGAGCGCCAGUAUCUGUUUGCGACCGAGGUUUUCCCAGCGAUAGUAAAAGUCGGCAAAGAUGCCGAUUUGGCAGCGGCAGCACGUGUUUUAAAGUUUCAACCAUGCUUCGGUGGAGGUACGAGAAAGUACCAAACCCCUCGGUUCCUGAGACGACAGUAUUUCAAGCGGCUUAUGAGACAUGCCUAGAUGCUUCAAUGGAUAUUUCUGAAUUUUAAGUUUUAGUUUCAAUUUUAAUGUACCAUGCUUAGAACGGAUAUGAAUAUGGAUUGGUAUGACGCCUAGAAAUGCAUGUCAACAUUUUUUUUUUCAAAAUCCGAAGGCUCAGUCGUCGUUAUGUAAAGGAAA
Lingula anatina is the source of this 1989-nucleotide messenger RNA. RefSeq names its product fatty acyl-CoA hydrolase precursor, medium chain-like. The record is from RefSeq and is a predicted model, not a curated record. NCBI's taxonomy places the organism in Eukaryota, Metazoa, Brachiopoda, Lingulata, Lingulida, Lingulidae.